Messenger RNA from Cynocephalus volans (Philippine flying lemur), 2641 nucleotides. It is a transcript of the gene TAF9B, whose product is annotated as TATA-box binding protein associated factor 9b. Bases 44 to 799 code for a protein of 251 amino acids. Gene Ontology annotation, molecular function: protein heterodimerization activity; RNA polymerase II general transcription initiation factor activity. The record is from RefSeq and is a predicted model, not a curated record. NCBI's taxonomy places the organism in Eukaryota, Metazoa, Chordata, Mammalia, Dermoptera, Cynocephalidae. Gene Ontology annotation, cellular component: transcription factor TFIID complex. The transcript has 7 exons. Gene Ontology annotation, biological process: DNA-templated transcription initiation.
CCAGAGCAGUCCUCCCUCCCUGGAUGACGAAUGGCCGGAUAACAUGGAGUCGGGCAAGAUGGCGCCUCCCAAGAACGCUCCGAGGGAUGCCUUGGUGAUGGCACAGAUCCUGAAGGAUAUGGGAAUCACAGAGUACGAACCAAGGGUUAUAAAUCAAAUGUUGGAAUUUGCUUUCCGAUAUGUGACUACAAUUCUAGACGAUGCAAAGAUUUAUUCAAGCCAUGCUAAGAAACCUAAUGUUGAUGCAGAUGAUGUGAGACUGGCCAUCCAGUGUCGUGCUGACCAGUCUUUUACCUCUCCUCCCCCGAGAGAUUUUUUACUGGAUAUUGCAAGGCAGAAAAAUCAAACCCCUUUGCCACUGAUUAAGCCAUAUGCAGGACCUAGACUGCCACCUGAUAGAUACUGCUUGACAGCUCCAAACUAUAGGCUGAAGUCCUUAAUUAAAAAGGGACCUAACCAAGGAAGACUAGUUCCACGGUUAAGUGUCGGUGCUGUUAGUAGCAGACCUACCACACCUGCUAUAGCGACCCCACAAACAGUGUCUGUUCCAAAUAAAGUUGCAACUCCAGUGCCAGUGACAAGCCAAAGAUUUACGGUACAGAUUCCACCUUCUCAGUCCACACCUGUCAAACCAGUUCCCGCAACGACUGCAGUUCAAAAUGUUCUGAUUAAUCCUUCAAUGAUUGGGCCAAAAAAUAUUCUUAUUACCACCAACAUGGUUUCAUCACAGAACACAGCCAGUGAAUCAAACCCACUGAAGAGGAAACAUGAAGAUGAUGAUGACAAUGAUAUUAUGUAAGGGAUAUAGUCUAGUCUAGAUGCAUUUCAAAAGGGUAGUUGGUUUUGAGCCCAGUAUACUGAACUAGAACAUUAUAGAUCUUCUCAAGUUUUACCUUACAACACUUAAACAUAGCUGCAGUAUUUUUCACAUUACUUAAAACUGUUUGAUUUCUUUAGUAAGACUACAAAUGUUUUUUCAUUAGGCUUCAAGUACAAAAAGUUGAGUAAUUAAUAGUUUCAUUAAUGUUGAGUCCUACGGUGGCAAUUCUGUUUUUGGAAGCAGUUUUCUGCCAUGUAUCGCUACCAGCAGCGCUUAAGUUUCAGGUUCUAUAUAUAGCCAGGUCAGUGGACUAAUCUUUAACAGCAUAAUUUCUAAUCUACUAUUAAAUACUACUUUUCUUUGGUAAAGUAAAAUAGUCACUUUUAUUGUCACUAGCAUUUUUGACUAAAUCUUUCAAUUUCGGAAACAUUAUUUGGAAAGGAUGGAUUUAGAGGGAUUCUAAAUCCAUUUUGAAUCUAUUUGUUUCUUGGUCUUCCCUAACCUCCCAUCUCCUCAACUCCCUUUCUAGAUGCCAUUUGUUUUCUGCACCCCCUCCCAUAGGUUUAAGUUUCUCCCCAUUAUUUUUAAAUUUAAAAAGCCACAACUGGAACUUCUAAAAUAUUAUUCAUGAUAAUACAGCUUAGUGUCAUUUUCAUAUUUUUAAAACAUGCUCUUCAUGCCUGAUAUUCUGUGGUUCACUUUAACCUGAAGGUUUGCAUUUGCUCUUUGGUUUUCACUCAGUACCAGAACAGUUGGGAUUUAUCCCUUGAUUUUUACGCCUAUUGUGUUUUACUGCUUUUGACAGGUAGUUUUGAGUCAGUCACAUUUAGUUUCCAUCUUGUAUUUGAAGUUGAGAACUACACCAUAGUUCACAUUUUUAAAUUUAACAGAGAUACUACUAUAGCUUAAAAUCUGCUUUGGUAAGUAUUUACACUGGACCUAGGCAAAACCACUGAAGAGCAAGUGUUUUCUUCCUUUAUACCACAUAUAUUUGCUUUGAUCACUACUGCUUGAAUCAUACUGUUUUUCUAGGAUGUUGCAGAGGAUGUCACACAUAAGAUGGGAUCAAACCUCCUUCCUCUAUAAGGCCAACUAGGAAAACAAAUUAGAGUGAUGUGACUUGCAUUUAGGUACACUCUGCAUAGGUUUCCAAGUAAUGUUUUAAUGUUGCUAAACACCGUUCCCUAUUUUCCAUUUAUACACAUCUAAAAAUCUUAUUUGGAAAGAUUGCAAAGCUUUUAAGAAUAUAAACCUGUUCAGGUUUUGUUUAGUUAAGUAAGUUCGACAUACUCAACAUCAGAAUACUUCUGCAGAUUUUUCUAAAAUAAAUUUUUGUAUCAUAAUUUAGAAUCUAUAGUCAAGGAUCCUCAAAACUUAAACAUAAGUUCCAUUUUAGGAUGGUGCUUGAUACAUCUGAGAAAUAGUCCAGUAACAGGGAAAUGUCUCAUCACAGUUUGUUUUUGGAUAUUAGGGAAAGAUGAUACACAACUAUAAAAACGGAUCUGAUCAACAUCUUGGAGAAAUGUUCAUUGUAGCGUAGGAUAUCAUUACUUGAAUGUUCUCAGGGAGGCAUGUCCGAAGACCUAGGUUCUAGUCCUGGCUCCAUCAUUUACCAACUGUGUGACCUUACUUCACCUCUGAGCCUUGUUCUCUUCACUACUAAUAGGAAUAUAACCCCUACCUAGCCUACCUCACAGGGAUGUUGUGAGGGUUUAAUUGGUAUAUGUGAAAGUUCUUUCAAAAUUGUAAAAUGCUGUAUAACUAUAAGGAAUUAUUAUUAAUGUAUUUGUUCCAAGGUUAUUAAUAAAAAAAUUGAACUUG